GGCCAAAAUUGAUUCGCAAGUCCGAAAAUUCUGUAAGCUGCGAUCGGGUACUUAGGUUUUUAUAUGACCCAGAGCUUAGACACAUAGAAGGCCAUGUUCAAGCGUCAAUGAAGGACAAAUCCUACCGAGUGCAGAUUGAACUAAAUGACCUCUAUGGGACGGACGUGACCAGGUGUGAUUGUCCAAUGGGUAAUUUCUAUUGCCACCAUGUCGCCGCUGUUCUCCUGUUUGGAUACAAGCGUGCAAGCAAGACAGAUGUUAAGUGCAGCCGGCUGAAGAAACCAAAGUCUAAGAUGAGGGCUGACACUGCAACUAUGGAGGACCUGUUUCCUCCAAGAAAACCAGGAUACAGAGCACUAAAUAGAGAGGUUACUCAAGAAGAUCGAGACCAGUUAUGUAGUGAACUGGAGAAGCUUGGAAGAUUUACUGCUUUGCAUUGGAUACUCUCACCAGAGCCAAAGGGAGCCUGUUGA
Molecule: messenger RNA, 473 nt
Organism: Haliotis rubra (blacklip abalone)
Lineage: Eukaryota; Metazoa; Mollusca; Gastropoda; Lepetellida; Haliotidae
Exons: 5
Coding region: 108-473 (121 amino acids)
Molecular function (GO): zinc ion binding
Source: RefSeq, a predicted model, not a curated record